Heterotrigona itama is the source of this 216-nucleotide messenger RNA. The record is from the annotation of a GenBank genome assembly. Lineage: Eukaryota; Metazoa; Arthropoda; Insecta; Hymenoptera; Apidae.
AUGCGUGCAGUAAUUAGAAGUAUUUUUCUUAGUGUGCUUUAUAAAAUAAGUAUUUUCCCUGGCAAAAUUACGUUAAUCUUAUAUGAAUUAGAAAUACUGAUCAACACGUUGAUGAGAAGUGUGCCGUCUUUGUGGCGGCGGUAUUGGCAUAUUCUGUGGAUCAUCUGGAUCGAAGCUGGAUAUCCGCAUACCACGUUGUCCUUUAGGAGCUCCUGA